Epinephelus fuscoguttatus (brown-marbled grouper) is the source of this 5157-nucleotide messenger RNA. It is a transcript of the gene trim59, whose product is annotated as tripartite motif containing 59. Gene Ontology annotation, molecular function: zinc ion binding. Gene Ontology annotation, cellular component: cilium; centrosome; intraciliary transport particle B. The transcript is spliced from 4 exons. Bases 2865 to 4097 code for a protein of 410 amino acids. The record is from RefSeq and is a predicted model, not a curated record. Lineage: Eukaryota; Metazoa; Chordata; Actinopteri; Perciformes; Serranidae. Gene Ontology annotation, biological process: cilium assembly.
CUAGGAGAGGCGAAGCCUGAUUGGCCGGACAGACCGUUUAUCCGCAUGCGCACUACAGGAAAUAAAGAUGCAUUCCAGAUUCAGGGGUGGAGUACGUCCACUCGAGGAAACUCAGAAAAGCCAAUUUAUUUCAUGCUGAAAUAACGAUUAUUAAAUAAGGCAAACGUCACAUUAUCGCUUUAACUUGCGGGGGAAAACUGAUUAAACGAUUGAAAACCGCUAUCGCGAAACCCGCACAUAUUUUUCGUACUUUUUACACAAGCACUUGAAUGUGUUUAAGUUUUACUGAGAGCACUUGAAGGGAGCACGAGCAGGAACAGGAAGUGAAUGCUCUGUUUUGGUUUUGGACACACACACCAGACUCCGAGCAGACGGUGAGUCUUUCUUUGUUUACGACAUCUUUUUAAACCAACACUAAAACAAAUAACGAUAAAAUAAACUAAGAAAUGACUGACAAGUCGCGGAGAAAACAGUCGUAACAACUGCUAACGGUAGUUAACGGUAAUUAACGUUAUGUGGCUAUCGCUUUAUUAGUCAGCAGAUUUAAAGUUUGUUUGCUUAACGGUGCGAUUUCUGUGAUGUUAUGGAGAUUAAACGGAUGCAACAGUUAGCUGGGAACUCCAUCUGCCCCCCUAACGUCGCGACAUAAACAGUUAACUGUAAAGAAUAAAAGAAACACCAGCUUCCAUAAGCAUAUAUUAUACGUGUGGAUAUGGCUCAAAUUAAUUAACUAAUAACACUUAUUGGGGCCCCAGCAGACCACCUGUAACCGUCUGAACCCGGGCACCUCGGCUGCUGUUGCCUCCAUAAAUGGAUCAGGUUUUGGGGGUCAGUUGCACAACUGAACAGCCUGUCCUGACCACAAAGUGUGUGUCUGUGUAUGUGUGUUGGGACUGGGUGGGUGCUGGCAGAAGGCCUCCUAUUGUCACUGCGGUGCUAGCUGUAACUAGAGGAGAGAGCCCGUACACACACACACACACCACAGUAUAACUGAUCCUCUAAUAGGGGCUGAGCCGCUUUUUGGUUUGUUCUCUUGUUUUUCAGCACCAGAUGUUGAGACUUGGCUGAGACAAUCCACACAGUUUAACCUCAUGUUAUUAAAAGAGAAGCACUACUUCAUUAAUCCAAUGCAACCCAAUAUAAAUGUUCUGCCACAAAGUCUACUCUCAUGAUGCCUAUAAUGUCCAAGUUUUCCCCCCACUAACUUAGAGAUGUUAAAUUGUAUGGGAAGAAAAAAUGCACUUGAAUUAAAUUAAAAGGCCUUUCUUCAAAACAUGGCUGCUUACAUUGAAUGGAUUGAACUGUCUGUUUUCCUUUUUUAUGUGAUGGGUGUAACUUUGAUAUUUGUUUAGUAAUGUCUCUCUUGUGCAGGAUGUUUUUUCUGAGCACUCAUGGAGGUGUGUCACCUUCAAAAUGGCCUCUCAUUGUGAUCCAAUGCUGUCACCCACCUGCAUUCAUCUAUCAGUCAGGAUUGGAUGACACUCCCUCCCAAGUUUAUAAAAUGUUUGCCUGACUCCUGUCCGCUCUUUCGCACUCUGAUGAAGACCUUAGGGUCGAAACCAGUCGGUAUUUUAAUGUAAGCAGCCAUGAUUUUUGAAUAAAUGUUUUUUAACUUAAUUGAAGUGUAUUUGUUCCUGCUCCAUACAUGAGUGCCUUUUCCUCCCAUGUGCUGACCUUUUCUUCAAGAGCAACUGUGUUUUUUUCUUGGGUUUCAUAUGAUAGAGACAGUCCUCGAGCACACCACUAACUCAUUCUCCUGAAUGUUUCAUUAGGCUACAUGUUUUAGCAUUAGGGCCAUAAUGGUGCUGUUGUACUGGACUGCAUUAUUUUGAGGUUUUUCCAUCGUAAAUAAAAAGCAGAAAAUAUUAGAAAUACCUCUUGAUCAUAAUGUAGCCCCGUACACCACCUUUUAUCUUCCUUGUAAACAUAUAGCCUAAUUAAAUUCAAACAAAACUGAACAUCACAAGUUUUAUAAAGGCACGAUCGAUGGCAGUGCUGUUGUAUUGGAUUGCAGUACAUGGUACAGGUGUACCUAAACACUAGUGCACUGGCAGUCACAGGCUGGAGGACUGGAGAUGGCAAUGAUAAAGAGUUUUACACUUGGCUUGGGCGGUAUCUGUUUACCACACCUUCAUACCUUGCUGACAUUUCACUGGGUAAAAUGUAAAAGCUGAGCCACUGGUGAUCUACAGUGCUGUGUUUCCAAUAUGAAAUCAGCUUACUGACACAAGUCUUGCUGGGUUUAAAUACCCAGGUUCAAUGAUAAGCACCCUUCUUGCUGUAGGACCUGAUGACACAUCAGUGGGCCAAACUGAGAGGAAGUGUUGAAUAAAAUUCUGUGGCUAAUUAACUGCGUCUAUAGCUGGAAGAAGUCAUUUCAAGAUAAAGGUACAUGUGGUAGUGCACCCAAACAUGGGCAGAGGCAGUUUUCUUUUUUUACUUGUAACGUAACUAGCUCUACCAGUAAAGACUGACCUCUGGUGGCUUAUGCUGUGCACUACAUCGUUUUAAUACAGCAUCUCCUUGUCAGUUUAGUAGAAAGAGGAGCAUCUGUGGUUUUGACGGUAUUGAAAAUGGUACUUUCAGGACUUCUAAAUACCCUGGUAUACUGUAAAACUUUGAUAUCGCCUAAAACAAAACAAUUGGUAUCAAAAUAGUUCUUUUUUUUUUGUCGCUUCACUCUUUUAGCUCAAUUGCAUUUUGUCCUAAUGUUAUUUGUCAUCACCAGGUUGUAUGCACUUCUCAGUUGUGGCAAGUGAAAGUGUUUUGCUGAACAAGUGCAGCAUGUAGCUUUUAAUCCAUCCUGCUGUCCUGCCAGAUCUUCUUCCCCCUAAACCCUCAGUCCUGAGCCCGACCUCUCCCCGAUGGACAACCUAGAGGAGGACCUGACGUGCUCUGUGUGCUACUCUCUCUUCUCUGACCCGCGAAUCCUGCCCUGCUCACACACCUUCUGUAAGACCUGCCUGGACAACUUGCUCCAGGUGUCCACCAACUACUCCAUCUGGCGACCGCUCCGUCUGCCGCUGAAAUGCCCCAACUGCCGCGGCGUGGUGGAGCUGCCCCCGAUGGGUAUAGACGCCCUGCCUACCAACGCACCUCUGAAGGCAAUCAUUGAGAAAUACCAGAGUGACAGUGAGCCACGACCCCCCUCCUGUCAGGAGCACUACAGGCAGCCUCUGAACAUGUACUGCAUCCAGGAUCGACAGCUGAUCUGUGGGCUGUGUCUGACUAUUGGGCAGCACCAGGGCCAUCCUGUAGACGACCUGCAGGCGGCAUUCAUCAGAGAAAAACAGACCCCAUCGCAACUGCUGGCCAGACUCUCUGAGCAAAGAUGGGAACAGCUGUGUGAGCUGGUGAAGCAGCUGGAGCAGAAGAUGGCCCACUGUGAGGGUGAGGUGGGGCAGGACAGACAGGAGGUCAACCAGUUUUUUCAGAAUCUGGAGGCGGUGCUGGCCAGGAAGAGACAAGCCUACCUGGAGGCCCUGGAUCAAGCUGAUGCAGAAGUGUCCCGGGCCUACAAACCACUCAUAGACAGAGUGAAGCUCCUACAGGAAGAGCAGUUGGACCUGGUGUGCCUGGGUUCAUCAUUAGAGGACGAGGACCUGCCUCUGGUCUUCCUGGAGCGGCUCCAUUUGUUCAGAGAGAGGGUGGAGAAGGUGAUUAAAACACCUCUGCCCACGAUGGUGAACCUCUCAGUCAGCCCGCGGGCAGCAGAGCACCUUCAGCAGCACUGGCCUGUCACAACUAUUGGAAACCUGGAGCAAGCACCCGUCCCUAACGUGCGCUGCUGUGCCAGAUGCGGCGGCGUGGAGGCUGGUGUGGAGACUGAAGCUGCGAGGGAUCAGAACAUGCGGUGUGAGCUGCAGCCUUCUUCUUCUGUGGUGCUGCUGGUGAUGCCUCUGAUUCUGCUGCUGGCAGUGCUGUGGGCCAACCCGGUCGGAGGGGCGUCACUCGGUUUCUCCCUGCUCUCUCAGUUCAGUCAGUUAGUGCACGGACUGAGCAGCGAAGUGAUUACAUCUGUCUGGGACAUGGCAGGGUCAGCAUACACAGCCAUGGAGGCCACUGUAGAGAAAUGGAGCUCACUCCUCAGUUGGUGAAAGGGUCCUCCAGCAGCAGUGUGCCUUAGUUAAAACUCUGACAUCCCAAAAAAAACUCAUCACACUGCAACCCUCUAAACCCUCUGCACACUAAAGGACAAAUCCACCCUUAAAUAUCUUUUUAAAAACCUGCUGCUGCCAUUGUCCUGGAACAACUUCAGCAACAAGUAAACAGACAUUGAAGGCAGGUUUAAGAAAAACUGAUAGGAAAAAAUUGUAAAUAUAAAAUUCAAUCUGGUGGUGGAUUUAUCUCUUUAGCUCUACUUCAAGGAUUUCCAGUUGACCUAUGCAGUGGUAGGCAUAAGAUAUGACAUGUUUGAGAGCUGCACAGAAAAUUCAAAGUUCAAGUUCUUUAAAACUCCGAGCAGUUUACAUUGUCAUAUUUUUAUGUAUUGAAUUGUGUUAUUGUCAGUUUUAUUGAAGUGUAUUCUUCUAGUUUAUGUUCACACUACCUAACUAAUAAGCAUAUAUCAUAUCAAACACUAAUCAAACUUUCUUAACAUAGAUAAAGGUUUGCACACAGUAAAGAGCUAAAUAGUUCAGCACAUAUUAUAUUGGUGCCUGGAGACUCUUGAGCCACUUUUCCCAUCAUGCAGUGGGACAUUUCAUUGGCUCUCCCGACAUGUCAUAGAGCUCAGGACAUCAGUACAGCUGCACAUGUAUCUCCUUACACUGUUUACAGUGACUGUAUGUGAACGUUAGAGCCUGAUGAGUGGAAGCAGACACACGGCAGACCUGAGAUCAUGUUGCAGUUGAUCCACAGCUCUGAGCUGUGCUGUGCCUUUAACCAUCACGCUUUUACCUCGCCAUGAUGCCUUAUUGUAGAGGACUGUAUGUCCACCAGGACCAAUCACUUAGUGCCGUUUUUACUACAAUGGUGUACUAGAUAUCACAAUCUUUGGAAAAGCUUUACCAGCACUAUUUUGCAUCCCAUGAAUGGGUAGAUAUUAAAUAUUACUGACACAGGUGUUACACAAACUAUACUUCUUCACUAAUUCUUCCAAACUUCUUUGUUCAUGUAUUUUAAAAAUGCCUUUAUAAAGUUAUUUAAAUGCUUUUA